This is a messenger RNA of Prionailurus viverrinus (fishing cat), 3506 nucleotides long. RefSeq names its product ST18 C2H2C-type zinc finger transcription factor (gene ST18). Gene Ontology annotation, biological process: regulation of transcription by RNA polymerase II. Gene Ontology annotation, molecular function: DNA-binding transcription factor activity, RNA polymerase II-specific; RNA polymerase II cis-regulatory region sequence-specific DNA binding; zinc ion binding. The record is from RefSeq and is a predicted model, not a curated record. Lineage: Eukaryota; Metazoa; Chordata; Mammalia; Carnivora; Felidae. The coding region runs from base 78 to 3317 and encodes 1079 amino acids. Gene Ontology annotation, cellular component: nucleus. The transcript has 23 exons.
CAGAAGGAAUCAGGCUGCAGAAUCCGGGCUCUAACAAUGGAAACUCUCCAGUUCAAAUCCAAUGAAUAUUAGGGAAGAUGGAUGCAGAGACUGAAGAUAAAACGCUGCGUACCCGCUCUAAAGGAACCAAGGUGCCAAUAGAUUCUCUAAUUCAGGAGCUUAGGGUAUCACCUCCAAAGGUAGCAUCUCAGCUAUGCCUUCAAGAAGCCAUUGUAUCACUCCAUCAGGCCAGCAAUUUCUGCGACGUAUGUGCUGCCUACGAUUGUUCCAUGGCGAAGAAGAGGAGAGCCGCAGAGCAGGCUUUGGGCGUCCCAGUCAACAAGAGAAAAUCCCUGCUAAUGAAGCCCCGACACUACAGCCCGAACGUGGACUGCAGAGAAGAAUGUGACGACAGGACCGAGGCGGAGGAGGAAGAUGGCCUCCCGGAAGCCAGCGAUCACACCGCCUCAGAAGAAACCAUGAUAAAACCUAUGGAUGAGCACCUUCAUUCAACUGCCCAAGAAAACUCCAAUGGGAAGGAAGACAGAUAUGGCUGCUAUCGAGAGCUCGUGGUCAAAUCUUUAAUGCACUUGGGGAAAUUUGAAAACAAUGUGUCUGUUCAGACCGUGAGUGAGAAUUUAAAUGGCAGUGGCCUCCAGUGUGUCCAAGCAGAGAGUGAUGAAGCGGACGAGCACUUCGUGGUUCAUUCUGAUGACGGAAAAGAAAAAAUCAAUGAUCCCCAGCUUCGGUUCUGCUCUUCAGAUGACAGCGAGAGUAACUCUGAAAGUGCGGAGAACGGUUGGGACAGUGGCUCCAACCUCUCAGAAGAAACCAAACCGCACAGGGUCCCAAAGUAUAUCUUAGUGGAUGAUAGAAAAGACCUACUGGGAGCUCCUGAAAUCAAAACCGAAGGUGACAAGUUUAUCUCUUGUGAAAACACGUGUGACCCCGAAACGGAAAGGAGAGACCCACAGAACACUCGCGUGGAACCACUAGAUGGCACAGGCCAGCCCUCGUGCGCGGGCGUGGAGGAAGAUGGUAACGGGAGCCUGGCAGCCAUGAGAGAAGAGUCCCUUGACCUGGAGAAAGCGAAGGGGAGCUUGAGUGUGCUGGAGCAGGCGAUUGCUCUGCAGGCUGAGCGAGGUUGUGUUUUCCAUAACACCUACAAGGAGUUGGACAGGUUUCUCUUGGAGCACCUGGCUGGGGAAAGGAGGCAGACCAAAGUUAUUGACAUGGGUGGAAGACAAAUCUUGAACAGUAAACAUUCACCGAGGCCUGAGAAGAGGGAGACCAAGUGCCCCAUCCCGGGGUGCGACGGCACGGGACAUGUGACGGGACUCUACCCCCACCACCGCAGCCUUUCGGGGUGCCCCCACAAAGUGCGGGUUCCCCUGGAAAUUCUUGCCAUGCAUGAAAAUGUGCUCAAGUGCCCCACCCCGGGAUGCACAGGAAGAGGGCAUGUGAACAGCAACCGCAACACCCACAGGAGUCUUUCUGGUUGUCCAAUUGCUGCAGCUGAAAAAUUGGCAAUGUCCCAAGACAAAAGUCAGCUUGAUUCGCCCAAAAGCGGCCAGUGUCCUGACCAGGUUCACAGGACGAGCUUGGUGAAACAAAUUGAAUUCAAUUUCCGAUCACAAGCCAUCACCUCUCCCAGAGCCACGGUGUCAAAAGAACAAGAGAAGUUUGGGAAAGUACCAUUCGAUUAUGCCAGUUUCGAUGCCCAGGUUUUUGGCAAACGCCCUCUCGUACAAACAGGUCAAGGACGGAAAACGCCACCAUUUCCUGAAUCAAAGCAUUUUUCAAAUCCAGGGAAAUUUCCUAAUCGACUGCCUAGUGCGGGCGCCCACACACAGAGCCCUUGUUGUGCCAGCUCUUACGGCUACGGUCAAUGUAGUGAGGACACCCACAUAGCAGCAACUGCUGCCAUCCUGAACCUCUCCACCCGCUGCAGGGAAACUGCAGACAUCCUCUCCAACAAACCACAGAGUCUGCAUGCCAAGGGAGCCGAGAUAGAAGUGGAUGAAAAUGGCACAUUGGACUUAAGCCUGAAAAAAAAUCGAAUCCUGGACAAAGCUGCACCCCUAACUUCCUCUAACACUUCUAUUCCAACUCCUUCCUCUUCCCCAUUCAAAACAAGCAGCAUUUUGGUCAAUGCAGCCUUCUAUCAGGCUCUCUGCGAUCAAGAGGGCUGGGACACUCCUAUCAACUAUAGCAAAACUCAUGGGAAGACAGAGGAGGAGAAAGAGAAAGACCCUGCGAGCUCUCUAGAAAAUUUAGAGGAAAAAAAGUUUCCUGGAGAGGCCUCCAUACCAAGUCCUAAACCCAAGCUCCACGCGAGAGACCUCAAAAAAGAGCUCAUUACCUGUCCAACGCCAGGAUGUGACGGAAGUGGCCAUGUCACGGGGAACUAUGCGUCCCAUCGCAGUGUUUCUGGAUGUCCUUUAGCAGAUAAGACUCUUAAAUCCCUCAUGGCUGCAAAUUCCCAGGAGCUUAAGUGUCCAACCCCGGGUUGCGAUGGUUCCGGGCACGUGACUGGAAACUACGCUUCCCACAGAAGUUUGUCCGGCUGCCCUCGUGCCAGGAAAGGUGGUGUCAAAAUGACUCCUACAAAGGAAGAAAAAGAAGAUCCUGAACUCAAAUGUCCUGUGAUAGGGUGUGACGGCCAAGGUCACAUAUCAGGUAAAUACACGUCCCACCGCACAGCUUCUGGCUGUCCCCUGGCCGCCAAGAGACAGAAGGAGAAUCCUGUCAAUGGGGCCCCCCUCUCCUGGAAACUGAACAAACAAGAGCUGCCACACUGUCCCUUGCCAGGCUGCAACGGGCUGGGCCAUGUAAAUAAUGUUUUUGUCACCCACAGAAGCUUAUCUGGAUGUCCUCUAAAUGCACAAGCCAUCAAAAAGGGCAAGGUCUCAGAAGAACUGAUGACCAUCAAACUCAAAGCGACAGGCGGUAUAGAGAGUGAUGAAGAAAUUCGGCACCUGGAUGAAGAAAUAAAAGAACUGAAUGAAUCCAACCUUAAAAUUGAAGCAGAUAUGAUGAAACUCCAGACACAGAUCACAUCGAUGGAGAGCAACCUGAAGACCAUAGAGGAGGAGAACAAGCUCAUAGAGCAGAACAACGAAAGCCUGCUCAAGGAGCUGGCUGGCCUGAGCCAAGCUCUCAUCUCCAGCCUCGCGGACAUCCAGCUCCCGCAGAUGGGACCUAUCAGCGAGCAGAAUUUUGAAGCAUAUGUAAAUACACUGACAGACAUGUACAGCAAUCUGGAACGGGACUCUUCCCCAGAAUGCAAAGCUCUGCUGGAAAGUAUCAAACAGGCAGUGAAGGGCAUCCAUGUGUAGGACCACAGCGCCGCGGGGCAACAGAAAUUGCAAACAGCAGGAACACAGCCGGAUCUGGAAGGGGCCCCUGUGCUGCGAAGGCGCGCGGGUGGCCCUACUGCAUUUACGAUUGCAACAUUGCACUAAUCCCCACCCCCACCCCCCCACCCCCCCAGCUGACAUAAAAAGGAGAGAAGAACUAUGAUAGAC